Messenger RNA from Athalia rosae (coleseed sawfly), 4934 nucleotides. RefSeq names its product origin recognition complex subunit 2 (gene rdx). Gene Ontology annotation, cellular component: nuclear origin of replication recognition complex; nucleus. Gene Ontology annotation, molecular function: protein binding; DNA replication origin binding. The record is from RefSeq and is a predicted model, not a curated record. NCBI's taxonomy places the organism in Eukaryota, Metazoa, Arthropoda, Insecta, Hymenoptera, Athaliidae. Gene Ontology annotation, biological process: DNA replication.
CUGCGUCUUUCGAAUGUCAAUGACGUCAAACUGUCGAAUAUUGGACCGUUCCCACUGAUGUAUAGCAUUCAUACACAUUUAGUGCCGGUUUGGUUGAAUGUGAGUGUUGAUUGUGCAGUAAAGAGUCAGUGAUGGCUGAGUGCAAUGAACAAUUACGUCGUUCAUCCCGCGUGAAAACGCCUGCAAGAUAUAAAAAUGAAGGCACAGAAAUACAACAAAGGCGACAGACCCGCCGGAUCGGUAUCACCAAUAGUGAUACAGAGGAAAUUCCAGAUGAGCUGACAAGAGAACUUGAAACUGAGCUACAACGUAUUGAGGAAGAUAGGCAGAGACCAACAGAACUGUAUACCGAAGCACAAGAUGUGAGUGGAGCUACCAUGUACAAGUUCCCAGUACCUUCCAAAAGUGGUGCUAUGGCGUUGAAAGCUGCCCUAAGCAAUCAACCACCUUUAACUCCCAAGACACCUAGGUCUCAUGCUAGAUUGAAGCACGAUACAAUCGCUGCGCAAACUCCAAUUAGUGUUCGCAGCAAACUCAAGAAAAAACUGGCUGCAAUUGUAUUGUCAUCAAGUGAAAACGAUAGUUCUUCUGAAGAAUAUAUCCCCACAGAUGAGAUAGAAUCAAGUGAAGAUGAUUCCACUGAAAGUGACGAAAGUGAUGUCAAAGCGAGUGAUGAUGAUGGUGAUGAUCAUAAGUUAAAAAAUAGUCUUCGAUCUAAAGUGAUUCCAACUUUGAGUACUCCAAGCACGAGGGCCAAGCGUAGGGCAGAUGUUAAGUACAGUGAUUAUCACUUAAAAACGGACGAGUACUUCGAAACUCAAUCAGCUAAGGUGUUAACUUCUGAUCGAACCUUGGGAAGACUAGUAAAUCCACGACUUGAUGAAGAAAGGCUGCAGCUGCUUCUAGCUAAUCAAAGCCACGUCUCUGAAGAACAUAAAGAAGCACUCAAAUCAAUUGCGCGGGAUCACAAAACUUUAUUUUCAAUGUGGCAGUUUGUAAUGGAGGAAGGCUAUAACCUGUUGCUCCAUGGCUUAGGGUCAAAAAGGAUUCUGAUCAAUGAUUUCCACAAAGAAGUGCUGUUUGAUUAUCCAACACUAGUUGUUAAUGGAUUCUUCCCUAGUUUGACCAUAAAAGAAAUAUUGGAUGGUAUAGUAGUUGAUCUUUUGGGACUGGAAAGUCCUUCUAAUCCUAACGAGGCUCUGAACAUAAUUGAAAAAGUCCUCAAGAAAAAUCCAGAUGAUCGCCUGUAUCUGUUAGUACAUAAUAUUGAUGGUAUAAUGUUGCGCUCCAGUAAAGCCCAAGAUACUCUCUCACUUCUGGCUAGUAUACCAAACCUUUCGCUCGUCGCCUCUAUCGAUCAUAUCAACACACCACUAUUAUGGGACAACACAAAACAUUCCCGGUACAAUUUCUGUUGGUGGGAUGUGACCACGUUGCUACCAUAUGAAGCUGAAACUUCAUUUGAGAGCUCCAUAAUGGUGCAACGAAGCGGAGUGCUUGUCUUGUCUUCACUUGUAAACGUAUUUCUCUCACUUACUACAAACGCUCGUGCUAUCUAUCUGCUCCUCGUUAAGCAUCAGUUGAAUCACGGAAACAACAACACAUACCCCGGGAUGGCAUUCAAAGAUCUGUAUUGGGGAGCACGGGAGGCAUUCCUUGUCAGUUCGGAUCUGGCCUUAAGGGCACAGUUGACCGAGUUUAUAGAUCACAAACUGGUGCGUUCAAAGCGAAAUUUGGAUGGAGCAGAGUACCUCAAUAUCCCAGUGGACAAUGCUUUAUUGCAACAGUUCCUGGAACAGCAAGAAAGUAGCUGCAGUACUUUGUUACAAAGUGACUACCACCGUUCGUCUAUGUUCCGGAUCCCGGUGGUGAGUGACUGCGCUCCGCAGACGUCGCGGGUCACGUCGAACUUGCACAGCAGCAGUAGCAUGGCGGUGAGCCGUGUUCCUAGCCCUCCGCCGCCCGAAGUAAACACCCCCGUCGCUGAGAAUUGGUGCUACACGCAGGUGAAGGUGGUCAAGUUCAGCUACAUGUGGACAAUAAACAACUUCAGUUUCUGCCGGGAAGAAAUGGGCGAGGUACUCAAGUCGUCGACUUUCUCCGCCGGGGCCAACGACAAACUUAAAUGGUGCCUCAGAGUUAAUCCGAAGGGUUUGGACGAAGAAAGUAAAGACUACCUCUCCCUGUAUCUCCUCCUUGUCUCCUGCAACAAAUCCGAAGUUAGAGCAAAGUUCAAAUUUUCUAUUCUUAAUGCCAAAAGGGAAGAAACCAAAGCUAUGGAGAGCCAGCGAGCCUACAGGUUUGUUCAAGGGAAGGACUGGGGAUUCAAAAAGUUCAUUAGAAGAGAUUUCCUAUUGGACGAGGCGAACGGACUAUUGCCCGAUGACAAACUCACGAUAUUCUGUGAGGUCAGCGUCGUCGCCGAUAGCGUAAACAUCUCCGGACAGAGUAACACGAUACAGUUCAAAGUUCCGGAGUGCCGGCUACCCGACGACCUCGGGCUACUUUUCGAAAACCAAAAAUUCAGUGACGUUACACUAACGGUCUGCGGAAGAGAAUUUCAGGCACACAAAGCAAUACUUGCCGCUCGAAGUCCCGUAUUUUCAGCGAUGUUCGAGCACGAAAUGGAGGAGCGAAAGCUAAACAGAGUCGACAUAACCGACGUUGACCACGAGGUGUUGAGAGAGAUGUUGCGUUUAUACACGGGAAAAGCAGCGAAUUUGGAAAAAAUGGCCGACGAUCUGUUGGCUGCUGCUGACAAGUACGCGCUAGAGAGGCUGAAAGUUAUGUGCGAGGAGGCGCUAUGUACAAGUUUAGCUAUCGAGAAUGCCGCCGAUAUUCUCAUCCUAGCCGACCUUCACAGCGCCGACCAAUUAAAAGCCCAAGCCAUAGAUUUCAUUAACACGCACGCGACGGACGUGAUGGAAACGGCGGGAUGGAAAUCUAUGAUCCUCUCUCAUCCGCACCUGAUAGCGGAGGCUUUCCGAGCUUUAGCGACGCAACAGAUUCCACCGAUCGGUCCUCCGCGAAAGCGGGUAAAGCAAAAGCUGAAAAGCAGACGCCCCUUGCCCCGGGGAUAACGACCACGUCGCCCCCUCCCCUCUUGCAUCCCUCUUGACUCUGUGUACAGUGAUGAACGGUUAGUGGUGAAAUAAAUGUUUCCUAGUGCGCGCCGCCACCCCACUGCCUGGUCAAAAGUAACCAGGACCGGGAAGAGCGAACGACCUGGCAUCCAAGAGCUUUCAGGGCCACGUGCCGUCGACAGAGGUGUACCCAGAAGCCAGACUCUUGUGUUCAGUGAGCGUCGGUGGUAGAGAACGAUAUUCUUACUCUGUGCCACUCACCGCUCGCUCACCAACCAAAUCAACAACUAUAUUGCGACUACUAUUCGUUCAGUUAUUUUGUUUUUCUACAAUUUUUCGAAAACCGAUUCGAUGCGUCGUACGUAAAAAAAAAAAGGUGCAGUAUUUCGAACAUGUUUACCGAAGAAUGCAGCGCGUGUGUUCAUCUUCCCUUUUGCCAACGUCGUCGUCGCGUGUCAAGGUGUUGGACCCGAACAGCAGCCAAAAUGUCGUAACGAUAUUUAUAUAUCUGCACCGACUCUGGCGAGGCGUCGAAUAAUUGUCGAGCGUAUUUCAAGAAUUGCCGAUGGACCAGGAAGUGAUCGAUCGGACUUUAUUAAUUGCCACGAAACGACACAAAAAGUUGUGAUAGACGUCAGCCAGACGACUAAAUAAUAUUUUGUUCCUUUGUCAACGGAUCAAACGUUACCCCCACGUGGGUUAGACACUUUGUUUAUUACCGAUAGUGAUUUAUAAUUGUAAACGUCAAAUUCUUCCAGAAACGGGGAAAUGAUUCUAGUUAGUGUUUUUUAUGAUCUCUUUCUCUCAAUAUAAUUAUUAUGUAAUAACUAUUGAUUGUUCAUAUGAUUUCUAUUACUACUUGCGAUAUCGUGCGAUCUGUGCCCCUCCUCCUCAUUACGUUUCCGUAUUUUUUUGUAUAUUUUUUGUCCGUGCAAGACGAAUCCUACCUUUUCUUCCUCUCUCUUUCUUUUUCUCUCCCGCUCCUACUCUCCCUCUCCCAGCUGGCACAGUUUGUUUUGUUUUUAUUAUUCGUCUAUAUAACGUGUAGUAGAGAAAAGAACAAAAUUUUCGAAAACAUAUAAAUGUAUUAAAUUUAGGGUUGUCCAUAAUUUAUCGAGUUUUAUGUUGGUUAUUGAACAAAAGAAUUAGAGGAGAAAGAACACGACAUGUCUUUAUCGUAUGUAUGUACAGUGAGGAUCGCGUGAAAUUGCGCACCCCAUUCGCGCGUGCGCGAUCGUCGUCAUUUGUUUUGCAGAAUAUUCAACACACUCAGAUUUCAGAUUCAGCUGUCAAAACCGCAGAGAGUAAGGGGGCAGGGAUAAACCUAACCUAAUUCCUUCCAGAAGAUAGAACUCUUUCGACGCAGGUAGCAAAGUUCUCUGCAAAAGUCGCAAUUUGUUCGAUGAGUCUAAUUCUAAUUUCUUACAAAAGAUGUCAUAGUAAUAUUGUAAAAUAAUAGUUCUCGAUCAGAGUUGGAAUUCCCAGCUUUUCAACUUCAGUAAGGAUUGAUGAUUGUUAUUCAGUUGGUCAAUUAAAUUUUAGGCUUAAUCAUAUUUAUUUCAUCCCAUGUCACUUUAAUUAUCUGAGGCUGAUUUCGUGUUGCAAUAUUCACCUGUCACAACAUACCUCAGUCAUGAUGUCAAUCUGACAGCUCGAGCUGGGUUCUGAGGCGGUUGGUACUAGACGUUAGCAGAUAACAAAAUCAAGUGUUUUUUCAAUUCGCGCUUGCGCACAAAAUCUGGGUGCGCAAUUUCACCUCAAACGUUGAAAAUGUUUCGAGUUGUAUUCGGAAAUAGUACGUUAUUAUCGAUAAAUAAGUGAAAAAAAAAGAAAUACACGAUUGGAACAAAA